AUGUUGCAAGCAAAGGUGUCUGCGUGGCUGAUGUUCGUCAUGGCCGUCAUGGCCAUGGCUAGCGAGAUGCUUGUCGUUGCGCAAACCUCGUCCCUGAACGUGACUGCAUUCGUGGAGUCGAUGCCCGAGUGCGCGUUUCCAUGCAUCUUCGACACGCUGUUGGAGGGCAACUGUUCCUUGACAGACGACAGUCGACAAGCGGACUGCCUGUGCACGAACAUACCGCUGCAGUCCAAAUUCAGCACUUGCGUGCAGCUCAAUUGUGAAGCAAUCCUCGAUCAGUCAAGUGCAUUCAAACAUGAGAGCAAUAUGUGCGAAGCAUUCCCAAAAGAGUCGAGAACGGAUGUAGCAAUCAUAAGUGGUAUUAUUACCAUCGCCUUGUCCAUACCUAUCGUGUUUGCUCGAUGUGCCACGAGGCUGAAAGUUACGAAAAGGCUGUGGGCAGAUGACUACAUGUCUCUAGUCACACUUGCAAUGCUUCUCGCUAUGUCGUCCAUGCAAAUUUUCAGUGCCAGGAAGGGAAUAGGAAGGCAUUAUUGGGACCUGAAUUUGGCAGAUAUCGUCAUAAUCCGUCAGUUGUUCUACGCUUCAAAGAUAUUCUACGUGAUCAUCCAAUGCACGGGAAAGGUAGCAAUUUUGUUAUUAUACCAAAGGGUAUUCAAUACUGGCACCGGCGCCCCUUGGUUUAUGCGUACGAUUAAAAUCUUGAUUUUACUUACGUUCCUCGUCGAAGGAGUUUACGUUCUCAUAAUCUCCUUCCAGUGCUGGCCAGUUGCAGCUUUGUGGGACCCGUCGAUACAGGGAGCGAAGUGCUUCAAUGCCACUGCGGCAUUCUCAGCCGGCGGCGUUCUCAACAUUGUAUCCGAUGUAGUCCUGAUGUUUCUUCCCAUUCCUGCGCUCCGCAAACUGCAGGUUAGUCGCAAGAAACGACUAGGGAUUGUCCUGAUGCUAGCAGUUGCUUCGCUUGGCAUCGUAGCCAGCCUAGUUCGUAUCAGGUUCAUCGUCGCCGGUGCAUCAGCAUUCGACAGCACUUACUUCAAUGUGGAUGUCUUCACCUGGAGUUUGAUUGAGUUAUUGUGUGUUGUAGUCUGCGGUUCCAUUCCCGCUCUACGCCCCAUCGACCAAUCGAUACAGCGGCGCAGUGUUCGCGAACGGAAAGAGAUUGUCGUUUUCUUUGGCGCCCCUCCCAAUGAGACCUUCCACUGGCGUAUGGAAAGAAAACCUAGACUCACCCUUGAAACCAAGUAG
Molecule: messenger RNA, 1248 nt
Organism: Neoarthrinium moseri
Lineage: Eukaryota; Fungi; Ascomycota; Sordariomycetes; Amphisphaeriales; Apiosporaceae
Exons: 8
Coding region: 1-1248 (415 amino acids)
Source: RefSeq, a predicted model, not a curated record